AUGCAUAUUAUUUUGUUUGCAAUUUUAGGUGAACCAGAAAUCGAAUGUGGACCGACAUCGAUAACUGUAAACUUUAAUACUCGUAACUCAUUUGAGGGACACGUUUAUGUAAAGGGUCUUUAUGAUCAAGAAGAUUGUCGAAACGAUGAAGGUGGACGACAAGUUGCCGGCAUUUCACUUCCGUUUGAUUCAUGUAAUGUUGCUCGUACACGUAUCUUUGUUACAACUACCGUUGUCAUUUCUUUCCAUCCACUGUUCAUCACAAAAGUUGAUCGAGCAUAUAGAGUUCAAUGCUUUUACAUGGAAGCCGACAAAACAGUUAGCACCCAAAUUGAAGUAUCUGAGAUCACUACCGCUUUCCAGACUCAAAUUGUACCAAUGCCUGUUUGCCGAUAUGAAAUUUUGGAUGGAGGACCAACGGGACAGCCAAUUCAGUUUGCUACCAUUGGUCAACCAGUCUACCAUAAAUGGACAUGUGAUUCUGAAACCGUUGACACCUUCUGUGCUGUUGUGCACUCUUGUUUCGUUGAUGAUGGCAAUGGUGAUACAGUAGAAAUUUUAAAUGCCGAUGGUUGCGCUCUCGACAAAUAUUUGUUAAAUAACCUUGAAUAUCCAACAGAUUUGAUGGCAGGUCAAGAAGCGCAUGUGUACAAAUAUGCAGAUCGAUCUCAACUCUUCUACCAGUGUCAGAUCAGUAUUACCAUAAAAGAACCCAACAGUGAAUGCGCUCGACCACAAUGCUCGGAACCACAAGGAUUUGGUGCUGUGAAAACUGGAGCUGCCGGAGCAAAACCUGUUGCAGCUGCUCAGUUACGCCUGCUCAAGAAAAGGUCUACUGAACCAGAAAAUAUCGUUGACGUACGAACGGAUAUUAGCGCUCUUGACAUUAAUGAAGAUGUAAGAUUUUUCCUUAUAUUUUUUCUUAGUCAGGAAGUAAUACUUCCCAAAUUUUAUCAACUGAUGAAAAAUAAUUUGUGUUUUGAGCUGCAAUAA
This is a messenger RNA of Thelazia callipaeda (thelaziosis nematode), 993 nucleotides long. The record is from the annotation of a GenBank genome assembly. Lineage: Eukaryota; Metazoa; Nematoda; Chromadorea; Rhabditida; Thelaziidae.